CGUGUACGGUACGUAAUUUUGGGACGAAGCCAACCUGUCUCAUAAUUGAUUUUUGAAACAACAACGCCCAAUAUUAUACGAAUACUAGUUCCGCUUCCGCUAAUCAUCACACGUUUUUCUUUAAAGUGAUACAGACGGACGCAGUAAAGUGCAGCUUCACCGUAAAAUCAGAAAAAUCUUCAAAGUGAAAGUUUUCUAGAAAAAAGAAGUUUUUUUUUGUUGCGAUUAUGAAGAUUAUACACUGGAGAGCACAAAUUGGCACUAUGAUGGCAGACACGCGUGAAGAGUCCGCUGCGGGAACGAAAUCUAAUUCUGUACAUAAUGGCGCAACCAGUGGAAGCACAUCCGGCGGUUCAAGCGGAACCGUAAAAAAACUGCAGUUCGAUUUGCCGCCAGCACAAAGUCUCAUGCAACUCAUCAAUAAUCCAUACCUUUCGGACGUAGUGUUCAAAGUAGGCCAAGCCGGCGAGUUCAUCUACGCACACAAGCUCAUCAUAACAACGGCAAGUGAGGUUUUCUAUGCGCAAUUCAAUGGUCACUUCAUGGAAGCUAAAAAUGAUCAGAAAUCCGCUCCAGCUAUCGUACCAGACAUUGAACCAGGCGUAUUCAUGGAAGUUCUGAGUUAUAUCUAUUGCAAGCUUGUCAAUUUGAAUGCUAGUAAUAUGCUAGACAUAUACUACGCGUCACAUAAGUAUAUGUUGCAAUCGUUGAGCGAGAAAUGUGAGGAUGCCUUCGAGCGAUUAACGACUGAAGAUAACGUUCUGAAAGUGUUCCAAGCGAACCAAAAACAUCGAUUUGGCAACGUCGAUCAGCAGUGCUUGAAAAUCAUUCGCGAUAAUCCCAUUAAACAUUUCAAACAGGACCAUUUCCUGAAACUAAGCGCUGAGGCACUUCUUGUUAUUGCUUCGCAAUCGACGAUCAAUUGUCAAGAGGAUCACAUGCGACAGGCGAUAGAAACAUGGAAAAAACAAAACGGGGCGCUGGACGUUGCGUAUAACGUAAAGGACGUGUUAUGUCGAAAACUCCAUUUCUUCGGAUGCCAUGACUUUAGUGCCAACAUCGAUACAUCUUUCUUUGUGCUAUCCAGAAUUGCGUUAUACGGAUUGGGCGUUUUUGUAGGUGUUGAUCAAGAGAUUCCUCCCGUCGGAAAGGUCGAAAUCGUUAUAAUGUGCCAAAACAAGCAACUUGCUUCAAAAAGUGUACCGAUACACAAAAAUUUGCAAACACACGAAAUUAUGUUUGAAAAGGUGAUAAUCGACAAGAAUUGUAACAUUCAAGUCGAGAUUAAAAAACCGGACGAUCUGAAAAAAUUUAAAAUGUUUCACAUCAAAGGUUUUACGUUGGCUGGUACACUGGGGGAGGCGUUCAUUGGAUGCAAAUCAUAUAACAUGCAACAAUGUUAUAACUGUCGUUACAACCGUAAUUGUAACUGCCAGCAAAAUUGUGUAUCCUAUUUGAUGUGUGAAGCUACCCACGAAUAAACACGCUAAAUGAUAAGUUACGUUACCUUAUCCAAGAAUUCCGCUCAACAAUCAAAAGUUUUGACCAAACUUGACGCUAAACAGAGUUACAGAAUGGCAGCAGCAAAAAAAACUUGCAUAAACGUUCGACGAAUAAAGAAAAAUAACAACUCGUUUGUUUA
Messenger RNA from Aedes aegypti (yellow fever mosquito), 1642 nucleotides. Its product is annotated as BTB/POZ domain-containing protein 6. The record is from RefSeq and is a predicted model, not a curated record. Gene Ontology annotation, molecular function: protein binding. The transcript has 2 exons. Gene Ontology annotation, cellular component: cytosol. Gene Ontology annotation, biological process: neurogenesis. The coding region runs from base 228 to 1481 and encodes 417 amino acids. Lineage: Eukaryota; Metazoa; Arthropoda; Insecta; Diptera; Culicidae.